Messenger RNA from Trifolium pratense (red clover), 776 nucleotides. RefSeq lists its product as uncharacterized. Lineage: Eukaryota; Viridiplantae; Streptophyta; Magnoliopsida; Fabales; Fabaceae. The transcript has 2 exons. Bases 38 to 550 code for a protein of 170 amino acids. The record is from RefSeq and is a predicted model, not a curated record.
CAAAACGCGUGAUUUGAACUUCCGUCACCAUGUUCACAUGAACGCGUGGUUUGAAUUCAGAAGAAAAUCCUACAAUCUUGUCUCAUCUCUCAAAGCUUCAAUUCAAUCCGCACAACCAAACUUAGAAGACGAUAUGAAUGAAUAUGGUAAGCUGCUUAAAGAGUUGCAAAUGAACAAUACCACAAAUGAACCAUUAUUAGCCAAGGAAGGAAAAGUUAUUUCACAAUUGAAAGACACCUCUACUAGUAGUCAAAAUCCAACUGGAGCUUUGUGUGCAAUGAAAUUUAACAAACCUAAUGAAAUUGCAAAAUAUGUUUCAUUUGUUCUAGUCAUCGCCAUUAUAUGUUUGGGGCCAUUCUUCGACAUGUGGAUCGAGCCGUCACUUAUGAAACUCCAAAAUGGUCAAGCAUUGGCCUCCUCAAUCAGGCUUCUAGGUUUUAUGGUAUUUGUUUGGGCUGUUUCUAUAAUGAUUCUUGUUGGUGUUCCGUUUGUCCGAAUGCAGAGUUUUGCUCUUAUCUUUUGGGCCAUUUGGAUGCAUAUUAAGUCGUAAACUCAAUCGGUUCAAUCUUUAUCCCAAUAUAUUGGGAAUACGUCUUUUGGUGGGAAGCUUGUAGAAAACUUAGUUGAAGAAUAAAAACAACUGUUUGUGUUUCAUAUAGUAUUAUGUGCUUGUAACUGAUUUUUAUUUUACUUCCUUUCAGUCCUUGUAAUCUGGCUAUUGCACUUGGUAUUUUAAUUGUUAAUUUUGCAACUGUUAUUGUUCAAAUUGAUUGAUA